AUGCAACAACUUGACUCGACACAAUGGUCUGCCAUGCCAUCACUCAAGAGAACAAACACUCACGGUGAAUCUUUUCAUCGGCAAUCUCAUGCCACCGAGGCAGAUGAACACCAUAGAUUAGAUUAUGUCCUCUCGCUGCUCUAUCCUUCUACAGUCCGUGUCCAACACUCACAUCCGAUUUUCGGCCACAUUCAUUCGCUACGACUUCUGACUCUAUCGAAUGGAGCUCAUUUGUUGCUAAAGGGAUCUCCAUCCUCAAGAACCGCCCUCCUUCGACGUGAGCGGUUGUUUCUCGAAACCGAAGCCCAGUUCCUUGCUCUUCUAGGGCAAAGUGCAAACCCGUGUAUCCCCCAGCUCUAUCAUUAUGAUCCUCAUGGAAGCCAUUGGGGAUCUGCCUACUUGAUCCGGCAGUACAUGAAAGGGAAAAGUCUGUCAGAGAUGGAAGGUGAGCUCACUCCCGAGCAGCGAGAUGGUAUCGAUCGCCACUUGGGCUUCUUGGUGAGCACCAUCGGUCAAAAUGCAGCACCUGGGUUUGGGUCUUUACAGCAAGUCGCAUUUGGCGCUGGAAAAACCUCCUGGCGGGAAGCCUUUUGUGCCAUGUUUGAAGGCGUCCUUCGCGACGCCGAGGACAUGUUCAUCCACCUCCCUUACUCGGAGAUCCGACACGAACUGAGUCGCCUGGCACCUGCCCUUGAAGAUGUAUCUCUGCCACGUCUUGUAGUCGUGGACUUUGGUCGACCAUCUCAUGUUUUGGUGAACGAAGAGUCUGGACAGUUGUCUGGCAUUGUGGACUUUAGCAGUGCCCUGUGGGGCGAUGUGUUGAUGGCAGAGAUCUUCGCAAAUGCAUCGCCGGCGGUGUUGCAGGGAGCAGGCAUGGCGAUGUCUAGGACAGAGGAGGAAAAUAUCCGGUUGGUCUUGUAUGCGUGCUACCGACUAGUGUCCCAAAUCACUGUCCAAUAUUAUCGAAACCGAGAUGAGACGAGCGAAUUUGAUGCGCGGAGACGAUUGACAACGACAAUUGCGGAAAUGACGAGGCUUAAACUGGAAUAA
Penicillium griseofulvum is the source of this 1050-nucleotide messenger RNA. RefSeq names its product phosphotransferase family protein. The record is from RefSeq and is a predicted model, not a curated record. The transcript has 2 exons. The coding region runs from base 1 to 1050 and encodes 349 amino acids. NCBI's taxonomy places the organism in Eukaryota, Fungi, Ascomycota, Eurotiomycetes, Eurotiales, Aspergillaceae.